Molecule: messenger RNA, 3014 nt
Organism: Silurus meridionalis
Lineage: Eukaryota; Metazoa; Chordata; Actinopteri; Siluriformes; Siluridae
Gene: ddx17
Product: DEAD-box helicase 17
Exons: 13
Coding region: 379-2352 (657 amino acids)
Biological process (GO): alternative mRNA splicing, via spliceosome
Cellular component (GO): ribonucleoprotein complex; nucleus; cytoplasm
Molecular function (GO): ATP binding; RNA binding; RNA helicase activity
Source: RefSeq, a predicted model, not a curated record
UCUUCCGGUGGACUACGUAACAGAAGACGUUCGAAGGCCUGCACGGAAAGCGUCUGUUUUACGUUAUUUAUCCGCAAAACACAACAGUUGUUCCCUACGCGUUAAACUUAGACUUUUGUUCUUUUUCAUCACGUUUGUACGCGUGUAGCAUCAGAAUUCCUGCGUUUUAUUCGAGUUUUUCUUUCGGAGGUUUGAGAACAAGUCGCGUGUAGCAAAGCUUGCAAAACAAACAAACAAACAAGCAAAACAAACAAACAACAACGACGCGACAACUUUGAAUUCAAUUUACAGUAAAAACAUUUUAACAUAAUUAGUUUGCACGAGAUACGAUUGAAAAUUACUAUUUAAUAUAAGAAAAAGUCAAUAACAAGAGGAGAAAUGAGAGGCAGCUCUUCCUACGGGGACAGAGACCGUGGACGGGACAGAGGGGCCCGCUUUGGGUCCAGUCGUGGAGGUCCUCCUCCCCCCAAGAAGUUUGGGAACCCAGGAGACCGACUGAGGAAGAAGAAAUGGGACCUUAGCGAGCUGCCAAAAUUUGAGAAAAACUUCUACAGUGAGCACCCAGAGAUCCAGCGUAUGAGUCAGUAUGACAUAGAGGAGUUUUGCAGAAAGAACGAGAUCACUGUCAGGGGCUCCGGGUGCCCGAAGCCGGUGCCAAACUUCCACCAUGCACAGUUUCCUCAGUAUGUGAUGGAUGUAUUGCUGCAGCAGAAUUUCAAGGAGCCCACAGCCAUUCAAGCACAGGGGUUUCCACUGGCUCUCAGUGGCAGGGACAUGGUGGGCAUUGCACAGACUGGAUCUGGAAAAACACUCGCUUAUCUGCUUCCUGCCAUUGUGCAUAUCAACCACCAGCCAUACCUGGAGAGAGGAGAUGGACCCAUUUGCCUGGUUCUGGCUCCAACACGUGAAUUGGCACAACAGGUGCAGCAGGUGGCGUAUGACUACGGCAAGUCUUCUCGAAUCAAGAGCACUUGUGUGUAUGGCGGAGCUCCAAAGGGUCCACAGAUAAGAGACUUGGAGCGAGGUGUUGAGAUUUGCAUCGCCACGCCCGGUCGUCUAAUCGACUUUCUGGAGGCUGGGAAGACGAACCUGCGCCGAUGCACCUACCUGGUCCUAGACGAGGCGGACCGCAUGCUGGACAUGGGCUUCGAGCCACAGAUCCGCAAAAUCUUAGAUCAGAUCCGGCCAGACAGGCAGACACUGAUGUGGAGCGCAACUUGGCCUAAGGAGGUGCGUCAGCUAGCAGAGGACUUCCUCCAUGACUACAUCCAAAUCAACAUCGGAGCCCUGGAGCUCAGCGCCAACCACAAUAUCCUGCAGAUUGUGGACGUCUGCAUGGAGAGCGAAAAAGACAACAAGCUGAUUCAGCUGAUGGAGGAAAUCAUGGCAGAGAAGGAGAACAAGACCAUCAUUUUUGUCGAGACAAAGAAACGCUGUGAUGAGCUGACUCGCAGGAUGAGGAGAGAUGGAUGGCCGGCAAUGUGCAUUCACGGAGACAAAAGUCAGCCAGAGAGAGAUUGGGUUCUUACAGAGUUCCGCAGUGGUAAAGCUCCAAUCCUUAUCGCUACUGACGUCGCCUCACGUGGGCUGGAUGUGGAAGAUGUGAAGUUCGUCAUUAACUACGACUACCCGAACUCCUCCGAGGAUUACGUUCACCGUAUUGGGCGCACCGCCCGUAGCACCAACAAAGGCACAGCCUACACAUUCUUUACACCCGGAAACCUGCGGCAGGCUCGUGACCUGGUCCGGGUUCUGGAGGAAGCCCGGCAGGCCAUCAAUCCCAAACUUUUGCAGCUGGUCGACUCUGGGCGUGGGUCAGGAGGGGGAAGAAUGCGUUACCGUGGCGCCAGCUCCAACAACCCCAACCUGAUGUACCAGGAUGAGUGCGAUAGACGCCUGCGCUCAGCCGGGGGAAGUGGAAGCAGCAGUAGCAAGGAUAGCCGGAGCAGCAGCAGCUACAGCCGAGACGGGCGCUCGAGCCGGGACGACAGAACGUCCUCCUCGUCUUCAUACAGAGAUCGCAGCCGGGAUGGGCGGAAUAGCUACAGCACAGGCGAUCAGUAUCAGAGCUACAACAGCAGCGGAGGGGGAGGAUACAGCUCAAGGCCAGGUGGAGUGUCGCAGUCAAGUAAUAGCGUUUCAGGAGGAGGGCAACAAAACCAAUCAGGACCACCACAGGGCCCGUUUAAUCCGGGUCCUCCCCCACCACCACAGUCAGGAACCGGACAGGGUCCACAGCCCCUGAUGGCCCAGCAGUUUGUGCCUCCUCCACCACCCCAGGCCAUGAUUGGGUUUAUGGGUCCAGGGCCGUACUCGUUUGGACCUCCACCUCCUCAGCAGCAGAGAAAGUAAAACUUCUUUAAAAGAGAAACCAGAUUGUGUCAUGUGCAUUUAGUAGUGGAAGUUAAUCACUACCAGAGUAAAUGAAACUCCACAGCUCAGUGUUUGUCUUUACUGUCUGGAAUAAGUGUUUCGGCUUCACGUUCUGAGUAGGUCAGUCCUUCAGCUUAAGCAGAAGGUAAAGGCCAUGCAGAUUGUAUUAUCAACCAGAGUGUCCGCUUCACCUUAUUGUACUAGUAUAAUAUAUACUAGUGUGUGGAACAUGUAUAAUUGAGGAACAUUUUUUUUUCUUAGUUAAGAACCAGUUUAUAAUUUCUGUUUGAGAAACUAAACAUUUACCAGAAUUAGGCUACUAGUUAUUAGUACUUCUGCAGGUUGCUUUCCUAUUGAUGAUAUUUAGCUUUUCUAGCUUCAGCCUUUGGAAACCUUUUUUUGUUUUUAACUGCUUUCUACUAUUUAACAUUAAUGUAUAUGCAUUUCUCCCAUCAGCUUGCUUUAGCAUAUUAUGUGUUUGUCUAAUGAGUACAUUCAUCAUUCUAAUGGCAGCCAUUUUUGUGAACAUGCCAGUGAAAUACCAUAGGUUGAUUUAAGAUAGGGAAACGUUUGUAUGCUGUUUUGAUUAUUUCUACUUUUGUUUUUUAAUAAAGGUGGUUGCCCUGGGGGAAAAAACAAAA